CUUUAAAACAAAGGUAGAUAAAUCAUGUAAAAAAUGUAUUGAACACAUGUAUGGUGUUUCUAAAAGGAUGAAAGACAGGACAUGUAGAGUUUGAAUGUUGUUAUAAUACACACAAAUACUAGUCAUGCUGAGACUACAAUGGAGAAGGGUCAGAUCUAGGUAUCCCUGGUUACAGAUUAUGCAGACAUGGAGAUUCUGGCUUCUGGUUGCAUUUACUAUCACCCUUCUUACAUAUGCUAUCAUAUCCUUUAAAAGAAGGCCAUUCACUUAUCUUCAGCAGGAAAUCAAAGAGAUUCAGCUAGGUGAUAUAGAAUUUGAUUUCCAGACUGGGCUGUAUUUUCACAAGGAGGGGAAGACUGUCAACUUACGAGGUUCAAUGCCAGAUUCCCAUGAGUUAGGAGGCCACCCUAGUCACUGUGCUGUUUUUAAUGCUUCAAAGUUUCUUUGUGCAUCAUGGUAUCCAAAAGUGAAGCUUGAAGUGGACAAUGUAGUUGACGAGCAUGCAAGGUGUCAGGUUCUGACAUGGACGCCGUUGUUUGAAAAUUUUAAGCCUUAUACGUGUUUUUCUAUGUCAGAUGUCACAUGGUAUGGUGGAUCGUUACUUUAUCAACAAAUAUGGCCGUUAAAUAAGGCAAAAGUUCCUUUACAACCGUACAUGUUGCAUGAUUUACGUAGUUACGAGGGCACAUCAAAUACAUUCGGAAAUGUUAAAGACUGGUUCUGGUUAAAUUCGGCCGGAAUUGCUGUGAUUGUUGACAGUUCACUUCCGAUUGAUGUGAGCAUGAACCAGUCCGGAGAGAAAUUGAUGUGUUUUUAUUCCAAGUCACAGCACAAGCCUGUUUUAAAAUACACAAUAUGUAAAGCGGCGAAUAUUCGUAAAGUCCACCGCUAUGUGAUUAAGAAAUACAUUCACUUGCCACUAAAACUACCAAAAGAUGACUUUUUCUUGAACCCAUUCUGGUCAACUAAUCCAAUGUUCAGAAACUCCUUUGAUCAAGGAAACUUACUUAACUAUUCACUACAAAUUAGUGAAAAUAGCUUUCAAAAUAGUAUCUUAGAUAUAAAUGAUGAUAGCUUAGUAUUUUCCAAAACUGACGGUGAACCUUUUGAUAGAACAAAAUUUCCUAACUCCCAACAGGCUCUUAUGUAUAUACGGGAAUAUAAGUUAGAAAUAGUAUUACCAGUAUCUCCAUUUGCACGAGUAAAAGAAAACACAGACAAAAAUAAGCUUAUGCACAAUAAAGACGGUGAACUUCUUGUUACCAAAGUUCAAGGAGAAGAUGUGAACAUUAUCAAUCUAUUAGAUGAUCAGGUUAUGGAAUGGUAUAUUGAAAAGUUACAGGAAAGUAAGAAAUACUUCAGCUUCAGUGGAUUGCGUUUGAUAAAUGAAGUUUCAAAUUUCUGUAAUUUCUCAAGUUUAUUAGAUAUGAAAGAUUCAGAAAGAUUUUACAGACGCUAUAUGUUGAUUGGAGAAAAGAUGGAUCUUACAGCGCUAUCGAACUUUGCGUCAAAAAGUCAGCAGAGUGGUUUAUUUAUUCAGUUAACUGGUCAUAAAUCUACAUGGGACCGUACAGGUGGUCUUCAAAGUGUUAUUCCAUCUGUAUUGACAUUAGGUAUUCUGGGAUACCCGUUUGCUAUUCCAAAUUCAAUCGGAGGUGUAGGUACAUUUAAAGCUGUGAAUUCGUCUUAUUCGGAAAGAAUGAAACCUGAGAGAGAGUUGUAUAUUAGGUGGAUGGGUGUAGCGGCAUAUAUGCCAUGUAUGAUGUUCUCUUAUCCUCCAUGGUUAUAUGAUAAGGAAGUGGUUACCAUGGCGAAACAGUUCACAAAACAACAUAAAGAAAUUGUAGCUCCAUUGGUUAUGAAAGCAGCUAGGGAGUUUGAACAUGUUGGAACUCCUAUCAUUCGGCCGCUGUGGUGGAUGGACCCAUUGGAUUCAACAGCUAUGACCAUUGAUGAUGAAUACCUGAUAGGUGACAGCCUGUUAGUUGCUCCAAUAUUACAUAAAGGACAGACACAGAGGGAUAUAUACAUUCCACAUGGUAAAUGGAAAGAUACGAACAACAAUGUUGAAGUUGAAGCAGGGUCUUGGAUUAGAGAGUAUGAAAUUCCAUUAGAUCGAGUGGCAACUUUUGUCAAAUUAAAAUCAUAAAAUAUUUUUUGUUUUUAAAUAAAGCUCCGGAAACAAAUGAUUAUUUAAUUGUCUAUUGCAUGAAAUUUUAAUUUGCUGACAUUUUCGAG
Molecule: messenger RNA, 2238 nt
Organism: Ruditapes philippinarum (Manila clam)
Lineage: Eukaryota; Metazoa; Mollusca; Bivalvia; Venerida; Veneridae
Product: myogenesis-regulating glycosidase-like
Exons: 4
Coding region: 125-2149 (674 amino acids)
Biological process (GO): carbohydrate metabolic process
Molecular function (GO): hydrolase activity, hydrolyzing O-glycosyl compounds
Source: RefSeq, a predicted model, not a curated record